Messenger RNA from Mandrillus leucophaeus (drill), 1247 nucleotides. It is a transcript of the gene BLVRA, whose product is annotated as biliverdin reductase A. The record is from RefSeq and is a predicted model, not a curated record. Gene Ontology annotation, cellular component: cytoplasm. Gene Ontology annotation, biological process: heme catabolic process. The transcript is spliced from 8 exons. NCBI's taxonomy places the organism in Eukaryota, Metazoa, Chordata, Mammalia, Primates, Cercopithecidae. Gene Ontology annotation, molecular function: zinc ion binding; biliverdin reductase [NAD(P)H] activity; nucleotide binding. The coding region runs from base 250 to 1140 and encodes 296 amino acids.
CCCAGGGCACAGAGGCCGGGAUCUCACGCGCGACCGCACGAGGCCGGGACCCUCCCUCCCCUUCCCGUGCACUCCCUUCCCCUCCGCCUCCCGUCCUCUCCCGGUCUCCGCCAUCCCGCGUCUGGGCCCCCGCCCCCCAGCGGGGCAGCCAAUCGGAGCUGGGAUCCCGCCCCGGUCCGCAAAGCCAGUGGCGCCCGGAGGCUGCACGGAGAGCGGUGCCCGCGUAAGUGACCGAAGGAAGAGACCAAGAUGAAUACAGAGCCCGAGAGGAAGUUUGGCGUGGUGGUGGUUGGUGUUGGCAGAGCCGGCUCCGUGCGGAUGAGGGACUUGCGGAAUCCACACCCUUCCUCAGCAUUCCUGAACCUGAUUGGCUUUGUGUCCAGAAGGGAGCUUGGGAGCAUUGAUGGAGUCCAGCAGAUUUCUUUGGAGGAUGCUCUUUCCAGCCAAGAGGUGGAGGUUGCCUAUAUCUGCAGUGAGAGCUCCAGCCAUGAGGACUACAUCAGGCAGUUCCUUAAUGCUGGCAAGCACGUCCUUGUGGAAUACCCCAUGACACUGUCGUUGGCGGCUGCUCAGGAACUGUGGGAGCUGGCUGAGCAGAAAGGAAAAGUCUUGCACGAGGAGCAUGUUGAACUCUUGAUGGAGGAAUUUGCAUUCCUGAAAAAAGAAGUGGUGGGGAAAGACCUGCUGAAAGGGUCACUCCUCUUCACAGCUGGCCCGUUGGAAGAAGAGCGGUUUGGCUUCCCUGCAUUCAGUGGCAUCUCUCGCCUGACCUGGCUGGUCUCCCUCUUUGGGGAGCUUUCUCUUGUGUCUGCCACUUUGGAAGAGCGAAAGGAAGAUCAGUAUAUGAAAAUGACAGUGUGUCUGGAGACAGAGAAGAAAAGUCCACUGUCAUGGAUUGAAGAAAAAGGGCCUGGUUUAAAACGAAAUAGAUAUUUAAGCUUCCAUUUCAAGUCUGGGUCCCUGGAGAAUGUGCCAAAUGUAGGAGUGAAUAAGAACAUAUUUCUGAAAGAUCAAAAUAUAUUUGUCCAGAAACUCUUGGGCCAGUUCUCUGAGAAGGAACUGGCUGCUGAAAAGAAACGCAUCCUGCACUGCCUGGGGCUUGCAGAAGAAAUCCAGAAAUAUUGCUGUUCAAGGAAGUAAGAAGAGGAGGUGAUGCAGCACUUCCAAGAUGGCACCAGAGUUUGGUUCUUCUCAAGAGUUGACCAUUAUCUCUAUUCUUACAAUUAAACAUGUUGGGGAAACAAGAA